GUUGAAUAAAAAUAAUUCAAUGCGAGCGAAAAUAUAUUGAUGGCGGAAGUUCAUAUUAUAGGACAAAUAUUGAAAGCAGUUGAUUUUCAAGAACCUCAUAUAUUCUGCAAGUGGAGUUUACAAAGUGGAACUGCUUGGCGCAUUAUCCAGGGCGAAGCAGUUGGUCAAACUUUUGUAGCCACAAAUCGUUUAGAAUCUUGUUCGGAUUUUUGUCAACCUUUGGAUUUGCAUUUGGGUACAGCUUCGGUGCAAGGUUGGCCUAAAUUGCAUGUCGAAAUACAUGCUGUUAAUGUUUUAAGCAAAAGUUGGCCGGUAGGUUAUGGUUUUGUGCAUAUACCCACUAAACCGGGUUUCCAUCGUUUAGAGGUAUUGUGUUGGAAAAUAGCGCCACGUUCGUGGUACGAUAGCGUUAGAGAGAAAUUUGGAGGUGGCGGUUUGGCUUUGUGUAAAGAGGAUUUGAUUUACAGCGGAUUGGAAAGAUACAAAUUACAGACACGUUCGUCGGGCAAGAUUAUAAUUGAUAUUAACUUGGUCUUUCGUAAUUUUGCUAAAUUUGGCAUAGAAUUCAAGUGAUU
This is a messenger RNA of Lucilia sericata (common green bottle fly), 575 nucleotides long. RefSeq names its product B9 domain-containing protein 2 (gene B9d2). The transcript has 3 exons. The record is from RefSeq and is a predicted model, not a curated record. Bases 40 to 573 code for a protein of 177 amino acids. NCBI's taxonomy places the organism in Eukaryota, Metazoa, Arthropoda, Insecta, Diptera, Calliphoridae. Gene Ontology annotation, biological process: cilium assembly. Gene Ontology annotation, cellular component: MKS complex.